AUGUCAGCAGAGGAAGGCAGCAGUUGUGACGGUGAAGGUGAAGACGAAAGAUAUCCGCCACGUUGCUCCUCGGCUAAGUUAACUAUCGUGGUCGGAGGGACUCACUUCUCUGAGGAGAAGACGUUUCUCGUUCAGAGCUGCGACUAUUUCCGAGCUCUGUAUCGCUCUGGGAUGAAGGAGUGUUGGCAGGAAGAGAUCCACCUCAAGUCUCUGCGUGCUCGAGGUUUCCUUAUUGUCUUGGCGGUGUUGCGAGGUGAAAUUCCCGACCUGGACGGCGACGACAUCGUAGAGGCCAUCGAAUGCGCUGCUUUCUUGCAGGUUGCGCCGCUCGCCAAGCAUCUGGUCGACCUCAUUGACUCGGACAACUGUCUGCUGAUGUAUCACACCGCUGCGACCUUUGGCCUCAUGGAUCUGUACCACGCCGCCGCGCUGUUCAUCCGAAACAUGUACGCCGACCUUGAGGCCGAGGUCAAGAAAUCCUUGACGCCAGAGCUGAUCUCCUACGUCGAGUCUUUGACCCCAAGUGUUUUCGUUGCCGUUGGCGCUCAUGUGACCUGCAGUGUGGAUGAAACCAUGCACGCCGCCUCCAGGACGGUCUGCUACCUGGACGAAACCGCUAACAAAUGGAAGGUUUUGACCGAUCUUCCGCCAGAGGCCAGCACCUCCAUGGCCGGAGUGACCGUUUUAGACAACAGACUUUACAUCGUCGGAGGUGUUCACGGACUUCACAAACAAGUAGCGGAGGCUUGUUUCUGCUUCAGCGUCGAAGACAACAGCUGGAGCCAAAUCUCCAGCCCGGCGCAGUUGCGAUACAAUCUGAGCCUCGUGGGCGUUCACGGUCGUCUUUACGCCAUCGGAGGAGAGUACGAGCGGACGUUGAUGUCAUCGGUGGAAUCCUACGACGUAGAGACCGGGAGGUGGGGGUUUGCCGCUCACUUACCUCGACCGGCGGCGGGAGCGGCGUGCACCAAAACCAUGAGCAGGAUAUUUGUGUGCUUAUGGAAGCCGAUGGAGACCACGGAGAUCUACGAAUACAUCUCGGGGACGGACGAGUGGCGGCUGGUGACCACGCUGAUCAGGCGCCAGAGCUACGGCCACUGCAUGGUCGGCCACAGGGACAACCUGUACGUGAUGAGGAACGGGCCGUCGGACGACUUCCUCAGAUGCCUCAUGGACUGUUACAACCUGAGCUCGGGCCAGUGGUCGUCUCUGCCCGGACACUUCGCCAACAGCAGGGGAUCGCUAUUCACGGCGGUGGUGAGGGGCGACUCGGUGCUCACGCUCAACAGGAGCGCCACUCUGGAGUUCGUCGUCGACGGUAAAACCUGGAAGCCCAGACGGCAGAUGAAGGGUUUCCCCAGGAGCGGAUCCAUGUGGACGUUUCUACUCCGGCUGCCGGACGCUCUUAUGCUGCAGUAA
Messenger RNA from Anoplopoma fimbria (sablefish), 1419 nucleotides. RefSeq names its product kelch repeat and BTB domain-containing protein 13-like. The coding region runs from base 1 to 1419 and encodes 472 amino acids. The record is from RefSeq and is a predicted model, not a curated record. NCBI's taxonomy places the organism in Eukaryota, Metazoa, Chordata, Actinopteri, Perciformes, Anoplopomatidae. The transcript has a single exon. Gene Ontology annotation, molecular function: protein binding.